Gaeumannomyces tritici R3-111a-1 is the source of this 636-nucleotide messenger RNA. RefSeq lists its product as hypothetical. The transcript has 6 exons. Bases 1 to 636 code for a protein of 211 amino acids. Lineage: Eukaryota; Fungi; Ascomycota; Sordariomycetes; Magnaporthales; Magnaporthaceae. The record is from RefSeq and is a predicted model, not a curated record.
AUGUUCGAGCUGCCAUCCAAACUCAACACCGGCAGCAAGGUUCAGUAUAGUAAUCAGUCCGAAGAAAUUGUCUCGGGAGGCAGCCUCUAUCCGGGGUUCGGCCCAGCGCCGCAGGGACACCCUGCCCACUCCUGGUGUCCGGAUCAGCAUCCGGCUGACGUCGCCGACAAGGCAGCCGCUGCGGAAGGGGGCUUUGACAGCGGCUUGAGGCGUGCUGCGUAUCCCGAUCGGCAAGGUAUGCGGUUCCUCCUCAUACCAUUGGCGGCAGCACCCGCCACCGCGCCUGCACGGCUGGGGUUACGAGAUGGCGGGGGCUUCUUCAGGGCCAUGCUCCUGGUGAUCGUGCACUAUGCUCACGUCUCAGAGGAUUUUAUACCAGCGUUUGCCCAUCUCGUCGCAUUCGACCUGACUACGGAUCCCUUCGCCGCCAAUGCCAGCAGUGAGGCGGCGCCCAACCUUGCCACGACCAGCCUGGGCUGCAAGGAGAGGAAGAUGCUGCAGAAUUGCAUCGUAGACAUUAGUAAUCUGCAACUUCUCACCGGCCUCGCCAUCCUCAUCACUGGCUUUAUUUCCCUGCCCUGUGGAUCGGAAAACGACCCUCCGCCCAUAUCGGCCUACAUUGGCAAAUGGUGGUGA